AUGAGUGAUGCUAAACCUGUCCAUACACCUCUUGAAAUCAAGCUCAAACUCAGCUUGGAGGGGCAACCACUUCCAAACAUAAGUUAUUAUCAGCGACUUGUUGGUAAGUUGAUAUAUUUGACUAUCACAAAGCCUGACAUAGCCUAUUCAGUAAGCAUUGCUAGCCAAUUUAUGCACUCUCCCAUGAUGGAGCAUUUUAAUCUUGUCAAAAAAAUAAUUCGGUACCUAAAAGGUUCAGUGGGUCGUGGCAUAAUCAUGAAGAAGAAUGAGAGCACUCAGAUCACAGGUUAUUGUGAUGCUGAUUGGGCUGGUAAUUAUAUUGAUCAUAAGUCUACAACAGGGUAUUGCACAUUUGUGGGAGGCAACCUUGUUACAUGGAAAAGUAAAAAGCAAGCAGUCGUUGCAAGAUCAAGUGCUGAGGCUGAAUAUUGA
Pyrus x bretschneideri (Chinese white pear) is the source of this 432-nucleotide messenger RNA. RefSeq lists its product as uncharacterized. The record is from RefSeq and is a predicted model, not a curated record. Bases 1 to 432 code for a protein of 143 amino acids. The transcript has a single exon. Lineage: Eukaryota; Viridiplantae; Streptophyta; Magnoliopsida; Rosales; Rosaceae.